UAGCAAGCUCGCUUAUGAUAUUCAUAAAAUUUUGAAUUGUUGUGGCUUCUCUUUCCGGGGCAUAUCUGAACUGUGGAGAUCUCUAAUUUUGGAAAUAUCUUAAUAUAUCGGAAAAUGGUGAAAACCGUGAAGCGCAGACUAUCCAACCCCCAGAUCAUCCUCCAGCUAUGGGAGGCUAUUACGUGCAUUCGGCAGAGCAAACAGGUGGCCAACAUGGACCGCAUCUAUCGCUUCAUGGAGCGUUCUUACGGCGUCUCCAACAAAGAUGUCCAGAAGGAGAUGGCUAAUGCCGUGAAGGAGGGCUUGUUGGUGAAGGAAGUGUCGACAUGCAAGCGUGGAGAGAGGGAGGGACUGACGCAGGAUGGCUUCUGGUGUGCUGAAGAAAGAACCGAAGAGUCUGAAGAGCCCCAUGAUUGGUACUGUUUUGAGUGUCACGCUGGGGGAGAUGUAUUGUGUUGUGGGACUUGCUGCAGAGUCUAUCACCCAGACUGCGUGAAGGUCAGUGACCCAGAGAAGAUACUGAGCAUUUGGAUCUGUCCUAUUUGUGAGAGUUUCAAGAAGAAGAGCAUACAGUUAAGUAAAUGGGAUCUCAACAAAAUCUUACUGCACGUUCUCAACAGAAUGAAAGAAAAGGCGAGGGAUCUCUCAAGGAAGCUUAACCUGAAUGAAUUACCUAAUUAUUACAACCUAGUUUAUCAACACAUCGAUCUUUCCACUAUGAUGGAGAAACUGUCAGAGAAAAGGUAUCGUACUCUUGAAGAAUUUGAAGGUGAUGCGAAGUCCUUGGUUCACAUUGCCCAUAUUUACUAUGGACCAGUCAGUGAGAGAGCUAAUAUUUGUGAACAAACCCUAAAAGACUGCCUCUAUGAUCUAUCAGAAAUCCGUCUCUGCAAAGAUUGUUACAUCAUGUCCAAUGAUAGAACACAGAAAGAUUGGUUUUGCAAACCUUGUAAUCCUCCUCAUGAGCUUGUCUGGGCCCAGAUGACAGGCUUUGGAUUCUGGCCUGCAAAAGUACUACAGAAAACAGACACAAACGCAGAUGUUAGAUUCUUCGGAUCGCGGCAUGAAAGAGCGUGGAUCGAUCUUUGCCAUCUCCGUGAGAUUACCGUAGAACGCAACAAACUGAGACACAAGCCCUCUAUAGGCUGGCGUUCCGCUGUGAAAGAGAUGGAUACCUACAUGGCCAACCUGGCCGAAUAUCAAGAGAGAGCGGCGAGCAGAGCUAAGGAAAGGACCUCUUCAACGUCGGGACGGAAGAGGAAGCUGAAGAAGGAGGGGGAUGAUGAUGGUGAUGAGGAGGAUAGUAGCAUUGUAGAGGAGGAGGAUGAUGAGGAUGCGCAGUGUGAGGCAAGGCAUGUUGUCAGGGCAAGCUCCUCAACGGAUGCAGGGCAGGACCAUAGUGUGAGCACCAGUCAGACAUCACCACCUGAAAUAGACGAGCCUGUUAACAAGAAACUCAAAGCAGAGGAAGGUUCAUCAUCAUCACCAGGACCAAAGACUGCUUCAAAAACCAAAACUGAAGCGGAAACUGCGCCAGAUCCCGAGCCGAUGGAUGCAGUCCCAGAGGACAAUGAUGAAGCACCGAUAGAAGACAGUCCCCUAGAUGACACCCCACCUCCGCCUCUUGAGGAGGAAGGUACAAGUGAGACGACGUCACCCAACUCAAGGACAUCUCCGAACUCAAGGACAUCUCCGAACUCAAGAACAUCUCCAAACUCGAGAACAUCCCAGAGCAGACUCGAAGACAAUACCAAGACGACAACGCCAGCUCUUCGAUCAAGGCUAGAGGCCGAUUAUAAGAAGAAGUUGGACAAGGCUGUCAAAGAAGUCUUAGAUAAGGCCAAGCAAGAAUGGCAGGCAGAGAAGGAAAAGAUAUUGAAAGAAGCAAAGGAUAAACUUGCUGCUGAAGUCCAGAGGGUGAAGACAGAGACUGAACAAAGAUGCAAGAAAGAGCACAAUGAGCAAGUCCAGAAGCUCUCUGAUGAAAUAUCUCAAACCAAGAAGAAACAAUGGUGUAUAAACUGUGAGAAAGAAGCCAUGUACCAUUGCUGCUGGAACACAUCCUAUUGUAGCAUUAGCUGCCAACAAGUCCACUGGCACCAAGAGCAUAAGAGACUCUGUCGACGUAAACGAUGAUCACCCCCACCCCCCAGGUCCACUGGCACCAAGAGCAUAAAGAGACUCUGUCGACGUAAACAAUGAUCAUCCCCACCCCCCUCCAACAAACUUCCCUUGCCCAUUAAAGACACAUACAUGCGAUGUGUGUAAACAGUGCAGCCAAUGAUGAACCCAACUCAUGGAUUUUCUGAUUCUGCAUCCUCGGUAAGCAGGAUUCCAGCGUUGACAUGAUGAUUACUGAAGCAGUCAAAUUGGGAGUAUGGUUUUAAACGAGUCCAUAGAUGGAGAAAUCACAAUCUGCAGGUACAUAUACAUGCAUAUUACUCUCAAAAUGUUGCUUCAACAUGACAUUUUGUAUGCGUGAAAGUGGAUCCAGCAAUCUGAAGUCUGCUGCGGCUCCCUUUUCGAUAGGGCUUUUCAUAAACGUUUGAUUAGUCUUCUAGCCAUUUUUGUCUGACUUUACCCUCCCUUGAAAAAUCCUGAUUAGUCAUGAAUAGUGGACUAUAGAAGGAAUUGAUGGCAAGACGACACCAAAACUGACUCAAAGCUGACCAAUGCUCAGUUAUAGGAAAAAGUGGAAUACAUUUUGUUAGUGUGACCAUAGCAUAGGACUAGGGGAAUCCGGAAGAAACCGGAUGGAACAGGAUGAAGGUAGAUGGAACACGAUGGAAGUAGUUGAAAUGGGAUGAAUAUAUCAAGAAUUAGUGUUAUUUAUUUACUUGCAUAAUUGCCACCCAUGUGAAUUGGACUAUAUUCAAAUACAUUAGUUUUUAAAAUCAAUCUCAUAGGCUGGAAUUCACAAAGGUGGUUUUGAAAACCCACGGUUGAGUACAUGGUUUAUGCAGAUUUCCU
Molecule: messenger RNA, 2970 nt
Organism: Lytechinus variegatus (green sea urchin)
Lineage: Eukaryota; Metazoa; Echinodermata; Echinoidea; Temnopleuroida; Toxopneustidae
Gene: zmynd11
Product: zinc finger MYND domain-containing protein 11-like
Exons: 13
Coding region: 115-2136 (673 amino acids)
Biological process (GO): regulation of transcription elongation by RNA polymerase II
Molecular function (GO): protein binding; DNA binding; transcription corepressor activity
Source: RefSeq, a predicted model, not a curated record